Nothobranchius furzeri (turquoise killifish) is the source of this 12549-nucleotide messenger RNA. RefSeq names its product tensin 1a (gene tns1a). Gene Ontology annotation, cellular component: focal adhesion. NCBI's taxonomy places the organism in Eukaryota, Metazoa, Chordata, Actinopteri, Cyprinodontiformes, Nothobranchiidae. Gene Ontology annotation, biological process: fibroblast migration. Gene Ontology annotation, molecular function: protein binding. The record is from RefSeq and is a predicted model, not a curated record.
AUUUAAGUGUUUAAAUAUUCAUCAUAUAAACACAGAUUUUUGAAAGUAAUUACUCUUGACCUGGCUCCUGUGUUUUUCUUUUUUUUCAUAAAACUGUUAACAUGAAGGAGAUUUUUACAAAAUAAUGUGGUUCUGUUUGACACUUUACAUAUGUUCAUAAUGCAGUUCCAUCUCAGUUUCAAGACAAGUUUGUUUGGGAAAACCUUAGCUAUUUUCGAGAAAUUGGUUUCUACUUAUUUUUACGGUCUGAAUUGAUGACAUAUUCUUCUUGUUUGCUUUCAAGCUGGAACAGUAGAUCUGGAGAUGAUAUGAAGCCUACCUCAAGCCUGUAAGCCAUGAGAUCAUGAGGUUAGACCUGCAAAAGUUGAAAUAUAUUGCACUCUAGAUAGCUUUUAAGUUUUUAAUAGGAGUUCAAGUAUCUCGGGGUCUUGUUCACGAGUGAGGGAAAGAUGGAGAGUGAGAUCAGCAGGCGGAUUGGUGCUGUGUCUGCAGUGAUGUGGGUGUUGUACCGAUCUGUUGCGGUGAAGAGAGAGCUGACCCGGAAAGCAAAGCUACUGGGGCUAUGGGGCUCAGGAGUAGAUCCGUUGCUCCUCCAUGUCGAGAGGAGCCCAUUGAGUUGGCUUGGGCAACUGGUCAGGACGCUUCCUGGAUGCCUCCCUGUUGAGGUUUUCUGGGCACGUCCAACUGGAAGGAGACCCAAGGGAAGAUCCAGGACACGUUGGAGGGACUAUGUUUCCCGGCUGGCCAGGGAACGCCUUGGGAUUCACCCGGAAGAGCUGGCUCAAGUAGUUGGGGUGAUGGAAGUUUGGGCGUCCCGACAUAGGCUGCUGCCCCUGCGACCCGUCUCCAGAUAAGCUGCUGAAAAUGGAUGAAUGGAUAGUCACCAGCCUACUUGGGGCUAAGAUAUGAAUCAUGUCAUUAGAUGCGGUAUUUAGUUCAUCCUGGUGCCUUUCUUUAACUUAUUCAUAUUGAGAAUAUUGAUGGUUAGAGCAGAGGUGGACCAGAUCUCUUUGGCUCUGAAUACAACAAGAGUUAGUUGGUGAUGCAUUUCUAAGGGUUGUGACAUCAUACCAAAGUGCUAACAACCAGCUAGUCUAACAACUGCUUUAAGCCUGGACCACACUGCAUUUUUUGGCUGUCCUAGACAAAUAUCUUGUCGUGAAUGGAAUUGUGACAAAAAACGGUGAACACAAGUCUCUGAUGAUUUGCAAAUCUGUGGUUGUCCAGUGGGCCCGGCUCUGUGACAGCUUAAUGAGCACCUUCACGACUAAAAUCAGCAUCCAACAGUCUUCAAGCACUGCUUAAAAACCUACGACUCCCAUCUGCAAUCGACUAAUGAAAAUACACCCAGGGAAUGAUGCGAGCAACUAGUGAUGAGAGUACAAUAGGAGAGAGUUAGCAACAUUAGCAACUUUGGAAGCUACCCGCAGGAACAAGUGGACCACUGCUUUUUGAAGUUCGGGUUCCGAGUCUAAUAAAAUAAGUGUUAUUUGGCAGCGCUGAUUUCUCUUUUCAGCAUUGUUGUUUAGGUUAGAUGUUGGCUAUUAGUGACACAUGCUUUUUGGGAGGUGUCGUCAUGGUGUAGCAUGUCCUGCUAGAGCGAGACACCAUGCAGUCUGGCUUGCUGAAAUCUUGGACUGUGGCUAAAGGGUCACCUUUCUGUAGACCUCACAGUGUGACAUGAGCAGUCCUGUGUGACAGCUGAAAAACGCUCAGUGUGGUCUGGGCUUUACAGCCCUUACAUCCCCAAGUGCUAAUGAAAUCCUUUUUUCAAGUUAACAUUGAGAAAAAGACCUAAAAAAAAACAAUGGCAGUUAUAAAAGAAAAAUCAAUUUCUAUGUCACUUCGAAGAAAAUCCAGAGGGUAUGAGAUCAGACCAUCUCUAUAUCAGUUGGUAACACUGACGUGAGAGAGGUUAGGUUUUCAAUCUAGGCACAUUUAAUCACAUCCUAACUCCUGUGAUGUGUGAAAAGUGGGAGAAGUGUUAAAUUAGACCCUUUGGAAACAGCACAGGCAAUAUAAUUACCAGCAAGUUUGUUGCUUUAUAGAAAGCAUGGCUACAACCAUUUUUUAUCACCUAAAGUGAUGUUUGGGGCUAUUUAUGUGAUCUAUUAUGAGUAUGCUGCUUCCCUAUACGUCAACCGAAACCCCUUCUUCCUUACAAUUAAGUAGCUUCAGACCAGCCUUUAGGUUUAACGUUUUUUUCUGAAGUUCUCUAACUACGAAAUCGUUAAUCACCACUGCAAAUCUAUAAAUUCAUUUCAUGGUAGCACCAGAAAUUAUGAAAGUGUGUUGCUGUCACAAGGAAAUAAAGGAGCAGUAUCUUAUUAAAACACAAAACUUUCUGGUUAAUUUACUGCUCCUUUUUUAUUUCCUUGCUAUGAUAGCAAAAUGCUUCUGUAAAAAAAAAAGCACUGCUGUUUGAUUUGACGUUUACAAAACAUUGAGUUGUGGUGGACCUCUGGGAUGAUAUAUCUGCCUCCUGCUGUUCUGCAUUUACAUGCUUCCUUUUGGCUAGUAUAUUUUGAAACACAAAAGACCUUGGAGGCAGAUGGCUCAGACCAUUUAUUUACAUAAAAAAACACUUUGCUGUUUUUAAAAAGGCCAAAUUGUCCCCUUUACAGGUGCUUCUUUGUACUUUUAGAGCAAUUCAUCCAGUAAAAGCUAAAUAUAAAACAGUUUAUUUGGACAUGUAAUAAGUCAGAGAUUUGGAGAUUUAUUAGAUACAUCUUAAAAACACCAUUCACGGAUUUAACAUUCACUGCAUCAGCUGACCUCAGCACCCUUGGUUCAAAUUUGGUUUCUGCUGGGCUUUUGUAACUUAUUUUGGUAGGUGUUCCUUCUGUGUUCCUUCUACAGUCUUUAUUUUGAUCAGAUUUAUCUUCCAAAAGGGAGAAAGUAAGACCGAAAACACAAUAAGAUUUGCACAGCGGAUGAGGAGUAUUCAGGAAUGUUGGCACGAAAAAAGAAAGUACCCAUUCAAGCAUGAAAGUGGAAAAAGGUAAGAGAGAGAGAGAGUGCAAGAGAAAAUGACGGGCUCAACACAGAAGAAACUCUGUUUCUGCGGUGCAAGUAUGUGACAUCAAAGAAAUAUCACAGCAAGUUUCCAUAGCAACACCCUUCAGUAGUAUAGAUGGCAGCACAGUAGUAGAGACAUAGUGUUGGCAGACAAAUGGUAUGAACGGUCUAAUAACCGAGUGCUGGAUGAUGACUGAUGGCCCAAUUUACCUCCGCCGUCAUCUGGAGGUCGAGAGCAGAGUUCACCAAAACCCUGAGGUUGGCUGGGGGAAUAUUGUUCUGUACAUAUUUUCUCGAAAAGACAUUGAGGUGGCCUUGGCAGUUUUUAUUUAAUUGUAUGCAUAGUUAGAAACCUUUUUAAUUUCUUAAAAUAAUAAUAAUUUUUUUUUAUGUCAAGUACAAUACUUUGGGUUGUAUGAGCAACAGUGCUCUAUAAAUAAAGCUGACAUUGACCUUGAAACACCAAAGGGGCAGUUUUAAGGGGAUCUGCAGAAAUCAAAUGAAGUCAUCUUCAGUGCCAAAUGAUCCAUAAUUGUUCAUAAAUUGUUAAAAACCAAUCUAGUAGUUGACUAGGUAACAUAAAUGAAUGAUUAAACUGUCAUUGGACUCAACCAACAAGUCACAAUUUUUGAAACUUUUCAUUUAAACGGUUAAAAUCUGAAAAGGUUAGGAAUCACAGAAGCUAGCGCAUUGCCUGUCUACAAACUGCUACAAAUGACAAAAAUUGAAUUUUGUAGACAGAUGGGACCAAAAUCAAAUAAUUUAGUGUAAACGAGAAAGAAAAGCACCUCAUUUUGAAAUCUAAAUUGGAUAUCUUUUGUGAAACACGGUGUUGGUAGUACCAUAGUUUGGUAUCAUUCAAGCCAGGCAGAAUGAUGACGUCCGAUUCCUAUUAGGUCAAAACAAAGGCAGCUGUUCUUGUAUCUUCUUUCUUAUGUAAAUUUUUUUCUAAAUGUUUCAAUCAUUCUAUCAUUACAUUAAGAUUUUAAAAAGUCACUAUAAUUUGUGAAACUUUAACCAGCCUUGACUUCUGAAAUAUAAAAGUGAAUUUAUCACUCUUUUAUACCUUCUCAGCAGCCUAGUACAGCAUCCACCCUGGGACUGGGAGUGUGGGGUUCAAAUCCCGGUCGGCUUAUACCAAAGGCUUUAAAAAUAGGACCCAUUGCCUCCCCGCUUGACACUCAGCUUUAAGGGGUUGGAUUGGGAGGUUAAACCACCAAAUCGUUCCUGAGCGCAGCCACAAGUGCAGCUAACCGCUCCCCACAGGGACGAGUCAAAUACAGAGUGUAAUUUCACCAGCGUAACAAAUAUUUUUUUUAUUUGUUGAAUUCCACUAUUUCGUUGGAAAGAAACUAUGUCGGUUUAUGUUCUAUCAGUUUCAUUGAAAGUCAACUUUCUCAGUGACAAUGUAAGACCAACAUUAUCUAGAGGGGAGGAGAAAAAGGAAUAUGGACCAGGCAAUGCGGGUGAAUAGUUACGGCCCCCCCGGAUGCCUUUUGCUCUCUCAUUUUGGGUACCAGAAUCUUAAGGAGCCCCAAGCCACUUUCUUGGCCUUAUAUAGUGCGUUUGAAAAUUUCUUGGCAGUUGAUAGGAGGGACCAGAGCCAGCAGCAUAAGGAGCGCAUCCUGGUCCGGGCCAGAGGCUGUGCAGACGUGCACACACAUACGCAGAAUCAGGUUCAGUAGCUCUCUGGCACGCGUUUGGGAUCACUGCUGUUGUUUUGGAGUGAGAAAAGGGGGGGAGGCAGGGGAGGAGGGAAGUGUUUGCAUUUGGUACUCCCUCUUCUUGUCUUACUAGAAGGGGUGUGAAGGCAGAAGCAGAAAGAAGGCAGGAAGGAAAAGCAAGAGGAGUGUGAGAAAAAGUCGCACCGGUUGCAGGUCACCACAUCAUGUCAGACAGCCACCAACAGUGAGCCGCUUCCCACUCCUCAGCUGCCAUUAAAGCAUGUAGACACGCCGGGAUCUACAAGAUCCUGCAAGAGUGUGGAGACGAGGCGAAAGCAGUCAGGGAGUCCGAGUGUGGUUCAGGCCAUGGAGGAGAACUAUGAGGUGGACCUGGUCUACAUCACAGAGAGGAUCAUCUCUCUCUCGUUCCCCGCUGGAGCAGAGGAGCGCAGCUACAUCAACAACCUCAAGGAGGUGGCAACAAUGCUGCAGUCGAAGCACAGCGAACACUAUCUAGUUCUCAACCUAAGUGAGCGGAGGAAUGAUUUAUCCAAGCUGAACCCUAAGGUUCUGGAGUUUGGCUGGCCGGAUCAUCAUGCUCCAGCGCUGGACAAGAUCUGCAGCAUGUGCAAAGCCAUCGACACAUGGCUCAGCGGGGACCAACGUAAUGUGGUGUUACUGCACAACAAGGGGAACCGAGGUCGAACAGGCGUGGUGGUGGCAGCAUACAUGCACUACAGCAACAUAUCUGCAAGUGCUGACCAAGCAUUGGACAGGUUCGCCAUGAGGCGUUUUUACGAGGACAAAGCACUUCCUGCGGGCCAGCCGUCGCAGAAAAGAUAUGUGCAGUACUUUAAUGGCCUCCUGUCUGGGCACAUAAAGAUCAACAACAAGCCUCUCUUCCUGCAUCAUGUCAUCAUGCAUGGCAUUCCCAACUUUGAAUCCAAAGGAGGCUGCCGUCCCUUCCUGAAGAUCUACCAGGCAAUGCAACCGGUCUAUACAUCAGGAAUAUAUAAUGUGCAAGGAGACAGCAACACCAGUAUCUGCAUCACUAUUGAACCUGGGCUGCUUCUGAAAGGAGACAUUUUGUUGAAAUGUUACCACAAGAGGCACAGGAACCCUACCAGAGACAUGGUGUUCAGAGUGCAGUUUCACACUUGUGCCAUCCAUGACCUCGGGGUUGUUUUUGGGAAGAACGAGCUUGAUGAGACCUUCAAAGAUGAGCGAUUUCCAGAGUAUGGGAAGGUUGAGUUUGUUUUCUCCUAUGGACCAGAAAAAAUCAAAGGUCUUGGUCACCUGGAAAAUGGUCCGAGUGUUUCCGUGGACUACAACACCCAGGACCCUCUGAUCCGCUGGGACUCAUAUGAAAACUUCAACCACAACUGUGAGGACACACUGGACAUCGAGCACGAUGUUGGUCACACCCAAGGUCCACUUGAUGGAAGUCUAUACGCCAGAGUUUGCAAAAAAGACUCUUUGGAAGGAGUUGUUACCAUCAAUGGUCUCCCAGUCUGUGAAAACCCCUUAAAGAAUGCAGAAAACUCAUUGCAGCAGACCAACCAUCCACUACAAACAACUGAACAGGCUCUUCCUGUGACAGGACACACCUCCCUACCUGCUGUAGACCAUACCCUAUCUGUGAGCAGUGACUCAGGCAACUCUACCGCAUCUAUCAAAACUGAUCGUACCGAUGAGCACAGCCAGUCCUUGCAGAUAGCUGCAAGCCACAACAACCCAACAACAACCCACCCACCACUCAGUCCUCAAGAGAAAAGAGAGCUUGACCAGCUUCUGAGUGGUCUUGAGGCCCCAACUCAACGACAGGCCUAUUUAUCCACAUCAACCAGUCCAGGAGGAGGGGUUCGACACCUGGUCCCGGCACAGGUUCACGUCAACGGAGGCCAUACUAGGCUGCUUGGGGCACCUUCAACAGAGGAAAGAGAGACAGAUAUUCUUGAUGAAGAGUUGCCAAAUAGUCAAGAGGGCAACAGUGUGGAUAGUUUAGGGACCCUCUCAUCCCUAGAGGGUCAAGCAACACCCGCUAGCCUCUGUUAUCAAUCACAGACACCUGUCAGUGUCCAGAACGACGGUCCAUACCUUGAGAGAAGUGUUCUUGGGGAAAAGCUCAACGAAAUGCCUGUCCAUGGAGUACAAACUCCUAUAGCGAUGCAAGAGGGGUCUGUAGACUCACCAUCACCCCAGGGGGAAUACAGCAAUUACCAAAAUGGAGGAGGGAUCUAUCGUUCACACUCCUUUGGGAAUCAGCCACCCAGUAGCCCUGAGACCAACUCUAAAAUUAUGCCAAGAGCCCCUGAGAGGAGCACCAGUAGCCGAGAGGCUGUUCAAAGGGGUCUCAACCACUGGCACCAGCAUAGUCUUCCAGAUGAUCCAUUUGGGCCUCCUCUUCAGUCAACCCACAGCUUGCCCCACUUUCCAACCCCUGCCUCUCAACGAGACAUUGAACAGUCCAUUGAGGCACUCAACAUGCUAAUGCUUGAUUUGGAUCCAAUCAAUUCCCAAAUGUCUAAGUCUAACAGUGCACCAACUGGGGAAAACAACUUCAAUUCAACCCACCCCCCUUUUUCCCAGACCCUGGUCAGGCCUUCCUACCAAGGGGACUCUGCCAUCCAUGGCUACAGCAAUUCUGGAUCAGUAAACAACACAUAUCAUCAGGCCUCGCGAUCACCUGGGAGGGUGCCACACCACAGUCCAGUUACAGAUUCCCCAACCUACCCUUCCCAGAGGUCCAACGCUGGCUACCAACACCAGAACACCACCCCAACACACACCCCUGAGCCAUACCUUCAAACUCGCCAAUCACCCCACCACUACCCCAGUGAUUCUUCUAACCUCAACCCACAAAAACCGGUGAACUUGUAUGCAGGCAGCAGUGUUUCACACUCCCCAGACCUGCAGAGAUCAUCUCCAUAUCCAGUUUACAGCACCUCUUCUUCUCCACUUCCCGUUCUUACCCCACAACCCAAGGAUACAUCUUCUUCGCCCUUACCCAGAGAGCAAGACCCAGAGGAGGAGACGCUAAACCUGGAAGGCCUAGUUGCUCACCGUAUUGCCGAGUACAACGCUCGUAUUCGAGGCAUCAGUGAAAGCAUGACACCACAACAAUCUGACCGCCAUCGCUCCUAUUCCUUCUCUGGAGUUCGCUCCAGAGGAAUGAGCCCAGAGGUAACGCAGGAAAUGGGAAGACGCCGGACCACAAGCGAGGGUCAGUACCAGAGCAGCCAUGACAGCAUGUCAGCGACGCAUUCGCCGGACUUCACCAACAACCUGUUGCUCAAUCCAGGAGGGAGACCCAGAGAGGGUCUGAUGCACAGCUACCGAGAGGCAUUCGAGGACGGUGAAGUCGCACGGCUCGCUAACAGCCCCACCUAUGGAGGCAGCGCCCGUUCUACUCCGGGUUUGACAAAGACGCCUCUGUCUGCUUUGGGACUAAAGCCCCAUCAGCAGGGUGGAUCAGAGUCUGAUUGUAAAAAGGGAGAACAAGAUAAUCGGAGUGUUGUGGACUCAAGGGCACAGCCGUUCAACUCUGCUCUCUCCUCAAGCAGUCCCAUCCACAACACUGAUGGAAGAAGAACUGGUUCCUCAGAUGUCGUCCAGCACAGACCCGGCUCUCCCGAAGGCUCCCAGGUCGACAUCAUGGGUGUCCACACUAUACCUGGCAGCCCAAACACCCUUCACCGCACAGUGGCCACCAACACACCGCCCAGCCCCGCCCUCCAGAGACGCUUAGGUCAAGGCAGCCCCUCCCUAGCAAGACAACCCCCUCCAAGCGGCGUCCCCUUAAGCCCUCUAAUAGGUCGAAACCCCAAAACGGCAGUGGCUGGUGUCCCUCCAAGCCCGCUAAUGGGACGACGAGCAGCAUCGAGUGGUCAAAGUACACCAGAUGAGCUGGGUGCUGCCUCCCGCCAAGGGAGUACCCAACCACCUCCCACGCCUGCCUUCCCUGUCUCCCCACAGCUGCCUGAGAAGAGACACAUGUCCAGCGGAGACACAGAAAGAACAGACAACAAGAACCUGACCCCAAUCAGCGGUGGCAGCACGCCAAACCUAUCUGGCACACAUCCGCUCCCAGACAUCUCCAAGUCCAUAUACGAUGGGUAUCCGGACAUUAAGAUGAAUGUAAAGUUUGUCCAAGAUACAUCCAAGUUCUGGUACAAGCCAGACAUUUCCAGAGAGCAAGCCAUUAAUCUGUUGAAGGACAGGGAACCCGGGGCGUUCAUUAUCAGGGACAGCCAUUCUUUCCGUGGAGCCUACGGUCUGGCUAUGAAGGUGGCCUGCCCUCCACCGACCAUUCAACAGAACAAAAAAGUUGGUGACAUGACCAACGAGCUGGUGAGGCACUUCUUGAUUGAGACGAGCUCCAAAGGCGUCCGGCUGAAGGGUUGUCCCAAUGAGCCCUAUUUUGGGUGUCUCUCAGCAUUGGUCUACCAACACUCAAUGACUCCACUCGCGCUACCCUGCAAGUUGAUGAUCCCCACCAAAGACCCAAAUGAAGAGGCACUAGAACUUGCAACACCUACUGACACUGUGGUUGAGCUUCUCAAGCAGGGAGCAGUACAAAAGAUCCCAGAAGAUGCUCAUGCCUGCAAUGUUCUCUACAUCAACUCUGUGGACAUGGAAUCUCUCACGGGGCCUCAGGCUGUCGCAAAGGCAAUUAGUGAGACGUUGGCAACCAACCCUCUUCCAGAUGCCACCACCGUCCACUUUAAAGUGUCCACGCAGGGCAUCACGCUCACCGACAGCCAGAGGAAGAUUUUCUUCAGACGGCACUAUCCCAUCAACACAGUAACUUACUGUGAAGUCGACCCCCAGAACAGAAAAUGGGGCAAAGAAGGAGGUGGCUCAGUGAAGCUUUUUGGGUUUGUCGCAAGGAAACAAGGAAGCACAACAGACAAUGUCAGCCAUCUGUUUGCAGAGCUGGACCCAGAUCAACCUGCUUCAGCCAUCGUCAGCUUUGUCUCCAAAAUGAUGAAGCGGUGAAACUUCACGCUGCAACUGGCCAUCGUUUUUUCUUUUGCAAAAACAUGAUGAUGCCCUUUUCUUCUGUCCUCUUGGUUCGUUUCAUCCCCUCUCCUUUUUCCGCCUUGCUAGUUUGUCUUUCUUGGAGUGAAAGCUUCAGCUUGGGUGCAGAGAAGAAGUGUUUGAGGACGUGUUGUGUGGAGUUGUGCACGUGACAAACGUUAGAGGAUAUCGUGGAGAGAUUUAAUCACAGGGAGCAUCUUGAUAAAGAUUAAAGGAACAAUGCAAAGUUCAGUCAGGGAACAUGAGAGGAUGUUUCGGGGUUUUCUGAAGAAUCUGUUGCUUUACCAAAGGUAGCUGCAAUAGUGCAAGAAUGAUGUAGCUAUUAAGCCAUUAUAAUUUACUCUUUUUAAAAGAUGAAGUAUUGAACAAAAAAAAUCUGGUUUCUUCUUGAACUUGUCUUCAGGAAAAAAAAACAUAAGAGUAAAAAAAAAGUUGGCCUCAACGGCCUAUAGCAAAAGAAAAUGUCUGAAGACAUUAUGCAUGUUACCUUGAUCUUUAAGCUCGGUUCUUCUACUUUCCACAUUAAAGUCACUAUGAAAUCCUUAGAGGUCAUUUUAUGGGUCUGCUAUGUGUUGGAAAGGGCUCUGCAGUGAAACAACAACUGAUCUAAACUGUGCAUAGCAGACCUUACUCAAAAAAAACAACAAAAAAGACACAAAAAACUAACUCUGAGGUCACUUUUUGUCUGUGCAAUCACCCUCCAGUCUUCUGGAUGAACUCCUGAAAUCGCCAUGCUUUCCUUUGGUGCAACAAAGACACUUUGUCCACCAGAUGGCACCACACGUUCAGGCUUGCACAUCCAAGUGGACUCUUUCUCCCUCAUCAUCAUCCUGCUUGCAGUAGUUGAUCUGUGGAUAGACGCUGCCACUGAAACACACUGGAAAGUACCAGGAACUGGCCCGUUGACCUGGACCUAUGCACUGUUCUUUAUGCAUGUUAAUGUCCCAAAAAUCCCCCCCCCCCCCCCCCCCCCAACUGCUACACUCAACAUCACUGAAAACAUACUGUGUGCAUUAAGAAAAAAAAUAACAGCCUUUAAACAUUGAGGUUGGAUGACUUGUCAAAGACUGCAUGAAAUAGGCAUUUUUGUACUCUUAGAGCUCUAAAGGUAAAAAAAAAAUUGACAACCCAUUGUUUGAGUGAUGGCCAGGUUUUAACUUUUCGUUUUACUCAAAGAAAAGAGAAAACAACCCAAAAAAGCACCUGUUGAAUUAACUCAAAAGAAAUGAUUUUAGUUUUGAUAAGCGCCUCGUGAUUUUUAUCUUGAGAGGCGCUAUAGAAAUGAUAUCUUCUUCUUCUUCUUCUUCUUCUUCUUCUUCUUCUUCUUCUUCAUUUUGAUAUCCACCUAGCUAUUUGGUUGGACCUAUUAAACUAAUAAAUUCAAUGGUAAAACUAGAGAAUGAAAUCAAUUAAACAAUGUUUCUGUUAAUAAUAGCAAGUCUAGUCUAGUUGAGCAGAGGAAAUGAUGGUGCAGGAGCAUAACACAUUUCUGUUAAGUAAAUUCAACAGGUGCUUAAAGUAAUUAUUUUUCUUUCAUACCAAAAUUAAUAUUUUGGUUUCUCAGAUUUCAUUCAUUGAGUGUUCAGAUUUCAUUUAACUACAUUUCGGGAUUUAAAAAAACAAACAAACAAAAAAAACACACAGUACACAAUGCCUGCUCGUUAAAUACACACUCCGCCAUUCACAAUAAGCUAAGGAAAAUUAAUAUUGAUAUAAAUGUACAUAGAUAUACUAAUUUGAAAGGUGACAUAGCGAAAAAGUAUUUAUUUUUGUUGCUUUGGUCCCUCAUGAUUACUCAUAUAUACAUAUAUUGUACAGUCUAGAUAACGAAAAUUGGUUGAAAAAAAAACUUAUUUUGGCUAAUGAUUUCAAAGUUUGAGGACUUUGAAAUGUGUUUGAAUAUAUGGUGUACAUUACUUUGUACAUGUUUGUUUUCAGCUCAUCUUGUUUUUCCCAUUUUUGCUUUCUCUCUGAAUAAGGAGAAUGGACAAGUCUUGAGUUGCAUGGACAGAUGCAUCUGACUGCAGCUAAAAUGCUAGAAUUAGAAGCAAAGAGGAACUAAAAGGCAAUAUGUGAACAGCUGUUUUCACCCAUGAUGGUUUAUAAUUAUAAUUUUUGCCAAAGAUUCACUCGUAGCAUGUUUUUUUUCUUUAUUAUUUAAUUUACACCAUUUUCUCAGCUAAAGUAGCAUUUUUUAAAGGGUUGGAUAAAUGUUACAGGAUAUGAAGUUUACUCAUUUUUGGGGGGAUUUGUUUGUGCUCCUAAAAAUGUGAAACUAGACAAAGGCACUUCACAAAAACAAGGAGUGCCAUUCAUUUGAUUUCCUGUGCGAUGCUAACGCUCAGACUGCCAAAGGUGUCUUCUUCUACGAGAGUCAGCGAUUUAUUUAUUCUUAUUUAUUCUUUUUUUUCCCAGACUUUUUUGUAACCUUGUUUUAUUUACAUUUUCGCUGUCAGUGUUUCUGAUGAAUGUAUGGUGGCGCUUUUUUGGAAGCAAUGAGGUACAGAGGAUUUUAUUUGACUACUAACAAGGUUCACAUCAUUUGUGCUCAUUUGGAGAGAAAAACAUCACAAAUGAUACAUGGAAGUGCAUCGUACUUGUUGGCUUCAAGUCAAAAGUUACCUUGUGCUGGUUAGAAAAAAUAAAACUAUUAAAUAAAAGGUUCUGCAACCUCUUGUACAAGUGGUAUUUGAAUGUUGUGUGAAUGGCUAUCAAGGCUGUACAAAAAGAGUCUCGGAUUUUUGCGUAUCAUUUACGUUACAUUGUCAUGGCUUACCUGUUCCUAAAGAGAAAAAACCAAUAAAGCAAUACAGAUCAGUUACAUAAA